This is a messenger RNA of Moneuplotes crassus, 1322 nucleotides long. The record is from the annotation of a GenBank genome assembly. Lineage: Eukaryota; Ciliophora; Spirotrichea; Euplotida; Euplotidae.
UUGGGGUCAGGACUGGAGAAACUGGAAAGAAGAGAAACAGGAAAAGAAUGCAAGAGAAUAAAGAAGAGAGGAGGAAAAGAAUGAAUAGGGAGAAAAUGCAGAGGUAUCGGGGUAAUUUAAAAACUCAUCGUGAAACAUUGGAGGAGGAGAAAGAAGAACUUACUAUACGGAUAUUACAGUAGAAUCAGCAGGUGAAAGUUCUUACAAACCAGAAUGCUCAGCUUAAAGCAAAAAUUGCUAGCCUGAAAUCUUCUCCUAAGAAUGUUGAUGAUAAAGAUAUUAUCCCAUCGAAGAUAUCUAAUCCUGAUUCCUCUCAACUAACCAGAAAUCAAUCUUUAAAAUAAGAGUGCAUCUCAUGAAAUGGCUUCUAUCUCAAGUAGAGCAGAUAUGCAAGCCAUAUUAGACAGAAUGAAAGAUUUAUGUAAAGAAUGUGCUGAAAGGACUAAGUUGGCAGUCAAACACCCAGCCCAAAAAUUUCCUAAGCUUGAGACUAUUUUUAAAAGAGAAAACCACUUUUGUGAAAAUACUCUGCCAAACUUGAUUCAGAAUAACCCAGAGAAGAUCAGGCUUACUCUAAUGGAGCAGAAUAGAGAUAUUGCUGAUGCUUAUGGAGACUCGAGGAUCCCGUAUCUGAAGAGUCAGUUUAAAAGCAUAAUGAGCUAUUCCCUUGCCUUCUUACACAACUUUGAAGAUAUGGAUUUGCCAGAGUGGCUUAAAUACAAAGAAGAGAUGAAAAAGCCUAACCCUGAUUUAUCAGACAUAAAAAUGCCUGAAGGGUUUAUCAAUCAACAUAUGUCUGAUGAAUUUAUUGAAUAUGUCAAAAACUAUGGCAAAAAGGUAGUUCACAUUUUGCAAGAUGUCAGAAGAUGAGUCCAUGAACCAGUAAGAUCAAUACUAAGCACAAAUUCUUACCAAAUGAGCUUUUAACCACUGGUUUGAUGCCAAAUAUUGUUCAAUUUAUUGACUGGAAUAGAUAAAACUGCGAAACAGGAUGCUAUCAUUGUUGCAUAAGUAUAACUCACUUUACAUUGAGCUAGGGUAUAAGUACACCAAAUAAUGACCAUAUGUCAGCCAAAAAAGUGGGAGGAUUUUAAAUAGCAAAGGAAUCGAUAUAUUUGAUAUCCUAAAAAUAUCAAGAAAAUCUAGCGAAGAAGAGGAUAAAUCUGAAGCUGAAAUGACUAAAUUUAGUGAUGAAGGGUUCAAGCUUAAUCCUUAGUAAUAAUAAUCUAACAAUAAGGAUCUCUGUUAGUUUCAACCCAAUGAUUUUAUUUUAAGUACGCGAAUCGAUCAUAUUGAUAAAAAUUAGAUUUAUCCAUUUCUCU